This is a messenger RNA of Exophiala bonariae, 912 nucleotides long. RefSeq lists its product as uncharacterized. The transcript has a single exon. Gene Ontology annotation, biological process: regulation of transcription by RNA polymerase II. The record is from RefSeq and is a predicted model, not a curated record. Bases 1 to 912 code for a protein of 303 amino acids. Lineage: Eukaryota; Fungi; Ascomycota; Eurotiomycetes; Chaetothyriales; Herpotrichiellaceae. Gene Ontology annotation, molecular function: DNA-binding transcription factor activity, RNA polymerase II-specific; RNA polymerase II cis-regulatory region sequence-specific DNA binding.
AUGGCCGGCAAAUACGUGUGCACUGUGGGCGGUUGCAAGAAGAGCUUCACUUCGAAGCCCAGCCUCGGCGAGCACUUGAGGUCGCACACGGGCGAGAAGCUCUUUUGCGGACAAGAUGGGUGCCAGUACACCUGUUCUGGUCUUAAGACCAUGAGGCUCCACAGAGCCAACAAACACCCAACGGAGGACACUUCGUUGAUCUUUUGCAGGUGGGAGAGCUGUCAAUACAACAGCUCUCGCAGUGACAACUUAAAGCGGCAUCAACCCAACUGCAGCCGCCGACCACAGAUCUGGCGCCCAGUGCCAGACCAAGACUUACCUUCGGGCAUCAGAGUCACCCGCGCUCAUCACGAUGACGUGCGGAGACAACAAUUUGGGGAGGAUCCCGCCAACCUCCCAGAGCAAUGGCGCCCUAACGGAGGGCACAUUGUACCACAACUAGAACCGCCAACUUCCCAGGCGGGCCCCGAGCUCGCGGCCCCUGAGCUCACUGACGACGUUGGCGAGGACGGCCAACAGGCGGUCCACCAAAUCCUGGACGACAAUACCGCCCAAGGCGAGGAUUUAUUCAACUGGGACCUUGCGGCCGCUCCAACAGCGGCCUCCAAUAACAUGAACGUCCUUGCCACUCCAACAGUGGCCUUCUACAACUUCAAUCUCCCUGCCGCUCCAACAGCGGCUUUCGUUAACAUAAACGUCCUUACCGUUCAACCGGCGGACUUACACAACAUGAACGUCCCUGCCGCUCCAACAGCGGCCUUCGACAGCAUGGACGACUUUGAUCCAUAUCCCCCCAUGCCCACAAUGGGCUUUGAUCAACCAGAGCCCGCCAACCUGGAGGCUCAGCCAUUGGUUGAGCCAAACCCUGUCUGGGACUGGUCCCAGUUCAUUAACCAAGAAUACGUAUUGUGA